Messenger RNA from Penicillium oxalicum, 519 nucleotides. RefSeq lists its product as uncharacterized. Lineage: Eukaryota; Fungi; Ascomycota; Eurotiomycetes; Eurotiales; Aspergillaceae. The record is from RefSeq and is a predicted model, not a curated record. The transcript has 3 exons. Bases 1 to 519 code for a protein of 172 amino acids.
AUGAACGCGCACAGUCAAGUACAUUGGACAUUCUACAGAGACUUGGAGAGUUUACUGUCACUUACUCCUGCAAGUGCACAGUCUACAUCAAUACCUACUGCAGAGGAUGGAUGGAGACUGUGGCACAUCACUCGAGAGGAGGGAGAACAGACCAGUCCCGGAGAUGAAGACGAGUCUACCGCCAUACGUAUGAUCAUUUCUUUCUGUGAUUCCAGCUGGGUCAAGACCUGGCUCAUUUACGCGAGGUGUUUGGCUGAGCUUCCAUACUGGAGUGUACGAAGGUCCGAUUGGGCGGCAAAGCGAUGUGAGAGCAAAAGGAUCAGGGGCCCUGCAGUCAGCAACCUUGUUGUUGUACCGAUGCGAAGGCGCAUGGGUGGUACAUCUCUGCCGCUGGACAACCUGAGCAGAGGCCACUCCUCGGUACAUCUGGCAGUCCAUUGCAAUGACAAGCUUAGUGAAGCUCAGGAGCUAGUCAAGCUACACAUGUACAGACUUCCCGACCAGACCUCCAAUCGCUGA